GCGGGUUUUCCCUUCCUUUCUUUUUCUCCCCCUUCUUUUUUUGCUUCUUGCCCUGCUGACGACUGCCAAUACGGGCCCGACUCUGCAAAUCGGCAUCGUGAAACGAAGCGUGCCAUUGCUUGGCAACCCCAUUCAUGCAACUUCAUCUCCUUCUUCGCCAUGGGCCCCUGCGCCUGUGUCUGCACGGAGUACUUGUGUACGGGGUACAGUGUUGUAUGCUACUCCUACUCCGUACUGCACAGAGCUGCAGUCAUUAGGUCGGUCGGCCGAGUCGCUCUGGCCCUGGACUGGACAAGCAGACGGGUUGGUUGAAGCUGGGAGGUUGCACCUGGCCAUUCAAGAACCGACCAAACCAUAUUCUGCCAAGUCGACGAGCCAAUGCACAACACAUUAUCGGGGAAUUUGGCGGCGGGAGACGGUAGCCAGGGACCACACCACCAGGACUCGGGCGGUGGCUUUCAGCCCUGGAGCAAGGGAGGUCUCCCAGCCUGCCAGCCUGCCAGCCUGUCAGCCAGGGGUCUCCACAAGCGGGCUGAGCGGGCGAGCCCGAGCCGGAGAAUGGAACCUUAUUCUAUUAAUGUGUUGCAAACGCCUGCACCACCCGCUCACCCUCUGGCAAGGGCGGCCACCCUCCACCACGGCCCUCGCCCUACGCAGCCUGACAUCGUGACCCUCACAUGCCUCAACAACAACAAGGAACCCAGAGCAAAGCAGCAGGUCCAGUACCUCUUGCCCCAGCACCAGAGAAGCCACAUCGUCAUCGAUGUCGACUGUGCUUGGCCCCCCAUGGCCCUCUCCCCCAUCACUCAGGCUCACCGCUGCAGUGUUGGUGUCCUUUGCAACCCUGCUUUGGCAGCUGGGGAUGCAGAUAAGUCUCGUGCGCGGCUGUCAACCGUCGUCAUGAGAUGAGCUGCUGGUGGUUGGUGGUGACAUCCCCCCCCUCCCCCAAUUUACAACCCGGUCGAGGCGUGCGCACACCUUGUCCACCCGCCCGCCACUGGCCCGGCAUAGUGCAAGGGAGAUAGGCGAGAUGCGGCAUGGGCACGAGCCAGAAGUUAGAACAGGUAUUGCACCCACCUCAUGGUCAGUGGUCAAGCUUCGGCCUCCUUUCUAUUUGGAGGCCAAGCAGGCCAUGCACUCCGGCCGGCCUCCGCCAAGACUGAGCUGUGUGUCAUGGUGGCUCGGAAAGGCUUUCCCUCCGUCUCAUCUGCCCAACUGCAAAACAUCGGCGGACACACCACGACGGCUCCGGCCAGUCUCCACUAUGCACUUUCGGGACGAUCUACUGCCGAUUUCAGGGCACACAGAGCACCGCAGCCCUGAGGGCGGCCGCCGGCGAUGUUAUGGUAAUAGACUUGAGCCCAAGGGAGGCUCGCUGGGCCUGCCCGCCCCUACACGUGACUGAUUGCAUCUUGGGAGCUCGUGUUCCGGGUCCCACGCCUUCAUCCAGCAGGGUGUCAUGAUGCGGUGCAUCUUUGCUGUGGUACUCCUCCGGGGCUCGACACGAAAUCCGCCCUGUGGGGCGCACAAAUGCCCCUGCUGGUGAUGAAUGGCCGGGUGGGAAGUGGACGAUCAAACAUUGACAACAUUGCGAAGAAUGUUUCGUCCACACCGUUCCGCACUUGUAAACGGGCAGAGAUCCUUGCACGGACGUGCCAAAACAAGGCCUGAGGUCGCAGCACCUGAGCCUUGUGGCCUCUGCGCGUGCAGAACUGUCUGGCUGUGCAUGGUCAUGGCAGCUGUGUGAUCAGUCCCGCGGAUGCUGCAAGACCAAGCUGGGCAGCCCAAGCGCACAACACCCACACCGCCGCCCGCCUCGGCGUGUCUCGCUCGCUGCACGGCAGGGCCGCAAGCUCCUUCUCACAUGAAAGAAAACACCUGGCAAGCAACGUCUUGCUGCUCUGCCAGCCGACCGCUGACUGCCCUCGUCCUCGUCGGCAUGCCAGGUCUCUCCUCCUGGCUUGACAUGGCAGCUUCCCCGGCAGUCAGGUGCCCAACCUUGACUCUGCCAGUCGUGGCUGGUUUCUGAGGCUCACAGCCUGGGGGAUCUGGGGCUCUCAUCUUCACCACCACCCCGGGACCCUGCUCUCCAGAGAAACGUAUGCGACCCCACCUGCCCACCCCGGACGGCGGACGCUAGCCACCCCAGCAGGGAGAGCUCCUGGACAGGGCCUGUGAUGGUUGGCUCUUGACUGGUCUAAAUUCAGAGCUACUGCCGCUCAAGCGACCUCCAUCCCUCGGGAGGAAAUCCCGAGGCCUAGAUUUUCCAAAAAGUCUCGACUUUGAGGACCUCCAUCAAGCCUUUGCUGUGUCCCCGGGGCCCCUUCGGUGACUGUCGUCGUCCUAAGCAGAGCUCCUCAUUUCCCGGGACACAGUUUGUACCACCGUGCAAGACUGAUAUGCCCAGCACCACCUCAAGCGCCCAGUUGUCUCUCAAACGGGGUGAGCAUUUCAAAUUGCGCAGGCCGUGUGCGACAGACUCUCAGCUGGGCCCCAAGCCCAUAUCACCUCAACUUCGAUCCGGGGCUCUCUCAACCAUCUAGACCGUGCGGAAUGGCCAAGGGCACCACGUGUUAUCAGAGAAACACCUUCCUCGCAAUGGGCCCUCAGUAGACGUCGACGGCGAGCCCGGAGCCUCACGACAGUGAUUCUCCUUCGACUUUCGCCCCCGGCCCGCUCCAGCACCCAAGAGGGACACAAUCACGGACGCCACACGCCGUCACAAUUUCUCGUCCCUGUACGCAAUUCGACACACUGCAGUGAGGGACGAAUCUUGGGUCACAUGGGGCGCACCCACCGUGCAUUCCUGCUCAAGGUCUUGCAACCUCCCGGCUCUCUGCUAUGUUUUAAGGCCACCGAAUCCCUCGGAAAGGUGAGAUAUACCGCUCAGGCACAAAUGCCACAGGCCAGAUUUCGAGACACGACAUUUGGCUUCUUCAAGCAUCAGGCUUCCCGCUCCAGUAACGCAUUAGCUGCUUGAACAAGACGCACACAGGGACCGCCCGGCCCCGGUCCCGACGGGGCGAAUCGCGGGCUUCUUGCAGAUUUCCUGAACAACUAGCACAACGGUCAAAUCACUUACUACCUAUGGUCACCGACUCAACGAUACAGCCAUACCAACCUCGUAUCUACCCUCAUCUACCCACCACUGUCACCAAUUGAGGCCACAUUGGCAAUUGAUCUGGGCCGUUUCCCCAUUUUCGCCAGUGCGCGAACCCUCACCUGCUUGGUAUUCCCAAUAGUUUCGUUUCCACAUCGGCCUCCUCGUGCCACCAGUCCACUCCAAGCCGGUGCGGAACGGCACGGCCCUUGCGCCGCAGCCCUACUUCCUUUUCUCCCCGAGAUAUCAGUAGCCGUGGCGGCUUACGGGGCACCGCCAGGUGCUGUCUCGUCGGGCUUCGGCCCUGACGGAGGCAGUGUGGUGGCUGCACGCCAGCGGCAUCAGUCUCGUUCUCGCGGCCAACACCAUCCCUCAAUCCCUCCAUCGCCAUAUUCAGCUCACCACCACCUGCCCGGUCCUCAACCGAACCCUUACUCCGCUUACGGAAUCGAUAAUGCCUCGCCAACGUACACCACCAGUGCCAGCAGCGGUGGAGGGAACUACACCACGAGUCCAGCGCCGCAUGGCCACUUUGAAAUCCCAGCUGCCAAGCGACAAAGGGUUUCCGAGGCAGGCAUCUCACGACGACCUAGUCAGACUGCUAGCCAUUCGGCGACGGCUAGCCCCCGGAAUUCGCACGUGAUGGAUGGGCAGACUCCACCAACCUUCUCCAGGGCGACGGAGGUGUCCACAGGACGCGAGAAGGUCGUCAGUCGAGGAGAGAGCGAGAGCAGGGAGCAGGGAGCGCCAUCAGCGUCGCCGACGGUGGCCAAGCCUAAGCGUGUGCGAACGGGAUGCUUGACGUGCCGCAAUCGACAUCUCAAAUGUGACGAAGCCUUGCCGACCUGUCUAAACUGCCAGAAAAGCAAUCGAAAAUGCGAGCGUGGAGUGCGGCUUAAUUUUAUAGACCUGAAGGUGGAGCAGCCACCAGUCUUGCUACCACCAGUAGAUUGGAAAGUCAAAUUCCAAGACGAAUCUCGACAAAUUGCUUCCGAGUAUGUUGGGGGUGCAGCGAAAUAUGCGAAACUAGCAUCGCGGCCAGUCUCACCGUCACGGGCGACAGCGGGCGUGGGGACUCGACUUCCACGUCCAGGGCCAGCCAUCGAUCUACCGCCUAGCCGGGUCAUGGAGAGCAACAGGAGUGCUCCGUUCGCCUCUAGUCAUGCCGUGUACUACUCUGGGGGGUUGUCUCGGCCCACGCACGACCAGCCUUUCGCGAGUUAUGAAGAUCAACUCGCUCACACGCAUUCACGAAAAAGCAGCGACGCAUUUCUUGCCCUGAGCUCCGGGCCCACUCCCGGAUCAUCUCAUUCUGGUGGCGGGGGCAGGGCGCCAUCAUUCAGCGUGGGCCCGCUGCACGAUCCGUACGCCAUGCGGGAGGAAGCUUAUCACGCGGGCUAUGGGUAUAGAUCGGGUGACGGUUCCAGCGUAGCAUCAUCCCUCGUGCCUCAGGGAGUUGCUGCUUCCUCCUCAGGGUCGUACCGACACGCCACCGGAUCUGGCGCCCCAGACCCGCAUGAUGGACUCAUGACACCGCAGUCCGAGAAGACUGGAGAACGGGACUACCUGAACACCCCAGAAGAGAUCCAUUACAUGCAGGUCUUUAUUGAGGAUGUGGCGGUGUGGAUGGACAGCCUGGACAACCAGAAACAUUUCGGCCGCAUAAUACCGUACCUCGCUCUGAAAUCGCCGAUGCUGCUCAAUGCAUUUUUCGCAUGCGGUGUCAAGCAUCUGACCCUGGUUAGUGGCGGCAGCUACAAAGAUGACAAGGCUUUAUACUACUAUGACACGGCAACGACACAGCUGCUUAGAAGCCUGCAGAACCCCGAGCGUGACACGGAAGAAUGCGCGACAACUGCGGUGGUGCUGAACGUUUACGAAAUCAUGAGCGAGAGACCGGCUGCGAGGAUGAACCACAUCGCUGGGGCACGAGCUCUGAUCCGCGAGUGCAAGUGGAACGCGAAGAGUACAGGUAUCGGGGCAGCAUGCUUUUGGCUCAAUGUCGGAAUGGAGAUUCUGAGCUGCUUGGCGCAUAACUGGGCAAUAGAAUGGGAUCCGGACCACUGGGGCAUUGAUCCAAAUGAGUUGAUGGAUAUGACCGCCGACUCACCGAGCCGCGAGAGCAAGGUUUCGAAUUCGAGCGAGGCUGAGCACCACACGGCCGGAACAGCAGCCGAGGAGUUGCCAUUACUGCUGAGCAGCAUUGCAGGGGUUGGGAACGAGGAGAUCUGGGUUCACAGGAUACUAUACAUCGUGGCCAAGGUGGCCAACUUCAGGGCGAGCAUACCACAAUUUCAGGAGCCGAACCCGCAUGACGAACAGGUUAAAAUGCAGGGCCGGUUCCAGGAAUGGCAGCAACUGAAGCACUGGUGCGAUACAUGGAAUACGAACUGUCCGAGGUCGUUGAGGCCGUAUGGAUAUCUCUUUGCGGCCUCGACGAAAUCGGCAUUUCCAAAUGUUUGGCUCAUCAAACGCGUCGCUAUUGUAGGCCGCCUAUUCUACCACACUGCCAUGUGUCUGCUCGCCCAAAUCAACCCUUUGAAGCCUCCACAUCACGAUGACGAGGAGUCGCGAAUCCAGCAGCUCCACCACGCACACCAAGUCUGCGGCAUCAUUGCGCACACAAAGGACGCCGGAGUCUCAUCCGUCGCGAUCCGGUCCCUUGCCAUCGCGGGAGCUGUGCUGCGGGACCCGAGGGAACAGAACGAGGUCCUGGCGAUGGUGAACCGGGUCUUCCGCAUAACUGGGUGGAAUCUCAAGGGAAUUGUCGGAGAGCUGAGGAGGGCAUGGGGCUGGGAUCCACCGGAUGUGCCGCCCAGUACGGCGACUUCUACAGGCCCGUCCCUGCCACCUCACAAUGCCCCUGCUUCUGUUAUCGCCCCUGCGGCACAGGGCGGAACCCUAGGCGCGGCCGCGGUGCUAAACCAGCUCUUCGGGCCACGCGAUCCGCCGGCGCAGCCCACAAUGCAGCAGCAGCAGGAUGACGCGCGGCGCACAUCGCAGCCUUCUCAGCCACCACUGCCACCGGUCAUGCCGCCUGCUGCGGUCGCCGCGGCGGCAGAGCGACACCGGCACGCGUCGCUCACCAGCAACCCGACACCGCCCGUCCUUCCAUCGUACUCGGUGUUCUCAGCAGGGUCCGCCAACACGGCGGCGGGGGCGGCUGGGGGCGGCGCGAGGCAUAGCAGUAUCGCCAGCAGCAACCACCCCAGCCCGGCCGGCACGGCGCACACGCCCGCAUCGGUGUCGAGCACAGCGGCGAACGCGCCGACGCCGCCGUCGCGACCCAUGGUCAACCCAUUGCUGGCGCAGGCGGAUUUCAACCAGCCAAAUCACCCCUACCGCGAGUGGUACAAGCCUCCUGAGAAGGGGAGCGGCUCGCACCACUCGUUUGGGUCGGGCGGAGGGGGGCUGUGGCCUUACUAGCUUCCCAUAGGGGAGGAGCUAGCUAUUCUUUCGUGUGAGGGAGGUGUCGGGACGGAUGUUUCGGCCAUCAUGUGAUUCUGCAUGAUGGUCUUGGGAGGAUCUUUCAUCAUUCAUACAUAUAUAUGGCGUUUUUCUGGGAUCGUGGGACCGAUCUUGCAUGGGUAAGGCGUGAGCAAGCGAAUUAUGACGGGUUUUCUUGUUUUCUUCAAGGGAAUUGGGUUAAAGUGCGGCCCCUCACUGGUGAGAGGGACAGGCAGGUUGUGCAUGAUACCCAUUCAUAUCACUGGCAGCAGGCAGUACAGCGACACAGUAUACAGUAUAGAACCAGGUUGUCCCGGAUGCAUAAUCAAAACCGGAACCAAAUCUAGUUUACACCUACUCAGUGGGCUUAAACGAAUGCUUCAUUUGCGUUAUGCUCCUCG
Molecule: messenger RNA, 6948 nt
Organism: Diaporthe batatas
Lineage: Eukaryota; Fungi; Ascomycota; Sordariomycetes; Diaporthales; Diaporthaceae
Exons: 3
Coding region: 3743-6526 (927 amino acids)
Biological process (GO): positive regulation of transcription by RNA polymerase II
Cellular component (GO): nucleus
Molecular function (GO): DNA-binding transcription factor activity, RNA polymerase II-specific; transcription cis-regulatory region binding; zinc ion binding
Source: RefSeq, a predicted model, not a curated record